CCGUCACGAUUGGUCAUAUCCACAGGAAUAAUAUACACCACACAACUAGGAUUUUGCCGUAACGCUAUGAAUUCCAAGUCCAAAUCCAAUCAAGACGAUAAACAUUGGCCGCCCAACCAGAUCUGAUCUCCGCCAUGGAUUUGCCUCCAUUUCUUUACCACCAACGGGAUCAAUCCAGGUAUAUCUCUCCUCCUCCUCCUCCUCCUCCUCCUCCUCCUUCCUCCGCCCCUCUUCCUCACCUUUUUUUUCCGGACGAUCCCAAUUUCCACUUCCCUUCCAAUCACCAUCAGGUUCUUCAUAACAUUCCCGAUAAAGGGCUAGAUUUCCCUCUGCGGCCGCCACCGCCACCGCCGUCGUACCGUCAUCCUACGAUUCAUCCACUCCCGUCACAAGCAUCGCCGCUAGGUUAUAAUCCCUCUCAACCACACUUUGUUGUUUCUUCCUCGAUUCACGAUGACCAAUUGAGGUCUCCCCACCCUAUUCGUGAAUUUCCGCGCUCCCCUCCGCUUUCCAGUCGAGUUUCUUUCGACGGAGGUUUUCACCGCGAUUUUGUUGACCUAAAUCAUUCGUUCCAUGAAACUCGGUUUGAUGUUUCGGAUCCAUCGAGAGGCUCUGCGGAUAAUCGACCUCCAAUUCCGCAUUCUCCUAUCGAUUUUCAGCAUGGAGCUGGCCACCGAGAAAUUGAUUACAGAUCUGUCAUGCCGUAUCCGCCCCCUGAUAUGUUUAGGUAUAGUUCAGGUAGUAGUUCUAGGAGGGGAGCGGAAUACAAUGAUAGAUUUCAGACAAAUCCAAGAGAAGAGGUGCUACGGGGACGAGGUGAGGAGAAUUAUUAUCACCACGAUCAGCUUAAAGCUGAUUCCAAUAUCACCUUUAUGGAAUCUGGAGCGUUGCAGAGUCCAUUAUCUAGAGAUAACAAAUUUACUUCUGGUAGUUUUGAUAAACAUCGCUAUGGCUCGAAUUAUGAAAAAGAAUCUUUUAGGAGUCGUAGGAAUGGUAAUGUGGUGGGUAAAAAUCAGAGAUGGGUUCAUAGCAAACAAACCUUUAGAAACAUGCACAAUUCGUACUCAGAUGGAAGCAAUGAUAGAGGAUAUGGUGACCGUUGUGAUUUUCGAAUUAUGUCUGGUAAGCAUGGACAUUCCAAUCCAGAAUCAGGAAAAUAUUACAGUGACAAUAAGGAUAGUAUAGAAGGUUAUAAUGAGUACGCGUCCACUCCACGGAAGCAGGUACAGAAAAAGAGUGCUUUUCUCAGAAUUCAGAUGGCAAAUCCUUGUCACAGUAACCGAGAGAGUGAACAAUUGCACGAUUCUGAUUAUUUCGAUGAGAAGAACGGUUUCCACAGAGGCAAAAAUCAGGUUCGAUCUCAGGGCUACAGAAUAGAUGCAGGGAAGAAGAGACAGGGAAGUCCUAUGGAGCUUGAUGUUUCUUUUAAAUCCAAUUCAUUGGUGGCCAAGGCGAUCGUGACACCAACACAGUCUGCUCCGACUUCUCAUAUGGAUAAAAUGCCUGGAUAUGAAAAAACUACAAAUGUUUUGGUUCCCGUUCCCCACCAUAACUCUACUGACUUGCAUUUAACGGGAAAGAACAAGGAUGAUUUAGGCACAAAUGAUGUUACAAAUCCUGCCCCAUGUCCCCCAGGUUCUAAAAAUGAGCUGAAAGAAUCAGAAGAGAAGGCUACAGGUUCGUUGGCUGGUAAUGGAUCUAACAAUUUAACAGAUGCUUCUCUGGUUAAGGGCAAUUAUUCACUUAGAAAAACUAACGUUGAACGACCUUCACAAGGAAUGGUGUCAGGUAUAAAAGGAAGGAAUGUUUAUGGAAAAGUAGCUACUGUGAGAACCAUGAAGAAGAAAAAGGUUGUGAGGAAAGUAGUGAAGAAGGUAGGAAGUCCCCGACUGUAUUUACAGACAAGAAACAGCAAUGUUGACCCUUUGAAAGCAUGUAGUUUGAAAAAUAUUCCGCCGGUGUCAGAAAACAAGUCUUCCACAUCUGGAAUGAACUCAGAUCAUGGUUCUGCGUUGAAGGCUUCUCUGCAUGGUAUGUCUGGAUCGCUAGAUAAUGGAAAAGCAGAUCAGUCUGUCCUGCCUAUAACAUCAGAAGAGUUUCAAGCCAACACUGAUAUGGGCUUGGAGUGUGUACCUGCAGAUGAUAGUAAUAAAAAUAACUUCGAUUCUCCAUUGAACCCCUUGAUAAAAGAGGCAAGAGGAUCUAAUUCUAAUAAGGAUCUUAAACUAUCAAAUGGACCUAAUGACUUCGAUUUUGAAUGUCAGAAGUCAAUCAAGCCUAAACUUUGUGGGAAUGAAGAAGAUUUGUCACUUGAGAAUGUAUAUAGUAAAGGGUCUAAAUCUAUCAUGUUUUCCCUAGGAAGCAGUCAGUCUGGAAUAGUGAGUUCAAAUGAUCCUAAUCUACAUGAUAAUCUUGUAAAGGGAAAUAGUUUGGCUGUUAAUAAAGACGUUCCCAUGGAUUUUGAUAAUGGGGUAACUCAGGUUCAAGAUAAUUCACUUUGUGAAACUUUUUUAGCUGAUGGAAUUUGCCAGCAAUGUGCCAACAGGGUAACUGGACCUCCUGAGACUGAUGUCGUGGGAGUAUCUGCAGCAAAAGUUACAAUUAGAAAUUCUUUGGUGGGCGUAAAUCCAGAAGCAUCGGAAAUGCAGCAGAUUGAUUCCAAAAAUUUGCAAGUCUAUAACAGUGGACAACAUACUAAUCAAGAUUCAAAUGACUGUCGUCAGUGUACUAAUAUACGAGUGAAUGAGGUUCUUAAUUGUGAGAGGAUUGGUAGUGCAAUGAGAGAAUCGAAAGCUAUGGAUAGUUCUGUUUCACUAGGUAUUAGUUCGGUAGAAAGAUCUGCCAAAGAUAAGGUUUCAAUUAGUGGUGGACAAGGUGAGAAAUCUUUGUCAAAGAUGAGUAAAAUUAAAAAUUGUUUGGAUUUUGCAGGUUCUCGUGACAUCAAUCAGAAGACGAAUUCUGAGGAUUUAUGUGUACGUUCUAAUUCUAAAAAUUAUUGCCCUUCAGAGCAGGGUGUUUCUGGUGAUGGAAGCAUAAUAAUAGAUGUAAAUCCUACCACCACUGAAGAGAGUCCAAUGCCUGAUUUCAAUUUAUUAGGUAAGUCGUCAAAAAAUAAGUUGUCAAUGGGCUUUGAUGUUAAUAAUAGAGGAAAUGACAUCAAGUCCCGAAAGAAGCGAAAGAUAUGCAUUGCUAGUCCUGUUUUGCCUUGCCCCAGUGUUGAAUCUAAUGAAGGGCCUGCACUUACAGUCAUCUCUAGUUUAAACGAUCAGUUAACCUCUAAUGUUGAGUUAAUGGAAGGAGAGGAGGUUGCAGCAUCUACUGUGGAUGCUUUUUUCAAAGCUAGUCCUGUUUCUACAGAUUGUUCGAAAGGGAUCAGCAAGAUGCUCGAUGAGAUACCGAAAAAAGAAGAUUCCAAAAAAAUAAAUAUUGAUGAUGGUCCUUUUGAGUAUUGCUUGAAAUAUGAACAACCAGAAAACUCUCGCUCAAUCCAGGAGGAGUUGAUUGUUUCAAAAUGUCAACCACUUUCUUCAUUGGGAAAUGAGAAAGAAGACAGCAGUACUCCCACAAUGGCACCAAAUCAAAGAAAUGAUAUGGAUGUAGUGAUUUGUAGAAGAAAAGAACUAAAUAUUCAUGCUGAAGCACAAUCUAUGCUUUGUAAUAAGACUGCACAGUGGGAUAGUCCUCAAGUUCCAUCCUCUCAGACCUUAAAUUUUUCAUAUCCAGAAGCAGUUAAAGCGUCUUGUAAUCUUGGCCAGGAUAAUGUGCAUCAUAUAGAAAGAUGCGCUGAUGGUGGCAGCUGCCUCACUGCCAAUUCUGACAAUGAAAUUAUAGGCAUUGCGAGUGACACCCAAGGUGAUUUGGGUUCUCCAGAAACCUCCAAUGUUCAAGGGAUAGAUAAAUUACAUUGUGAGGUAUCUCUCAGAAAUAUUGACUUCAAAAUGGAUUGUGAAUAUGACAAAAAGGUGAAGGAGAAAUCUAGUGCUGAAAAUGAAUUAAGGGCAUCGAAUGAUACUUCAUUUCCACAGCCUACGACCAUUAAUCAGAAAUUAGGUUGCACCAAUUCUGACAACAAUUUGACUGCUGGCAAAGUAGUACCACGGGCAUUGGUAGAAUUAAAAAGUGGACUCCAAGCUGACAAUCAUUCUGCCAACUCGUGCAAAAAAAAUCAGAAUAUGGUUUAUCACAAAUAUCAGACAAUUCCUGGUAAAUCUUUUUCCACAUGCACUGCUUCAAAGAAGAUAGCAUCUGAUAAAAGUUUUCUUGGUACAAAACCCCGAAGUUGGCAUCGGAAUGUUAACACUUUAGUUCCAGCUCCUGGAAAUGCGGCUUUAUCAAGUACUAUUCCUUCUCAAGGGCAGUUACAUGGUGGAGAUGGAAUGCUUGAGAGUACUUUGUACAUUCGUAAAGGUAACAGCCUAGUUCGAAAACCAUCUCCAGUUGCAGCUCGAGUUUCAGGCUCCCAUGAUUUAAGUUCAAGCUCAUCUGAUCAACAUGAUUGCAGACCUAAUAUAAAAUCUAAUGGUAAGGUUGAGGUGGCUAAUCCUCCUGUCCAUUUUAAAGUAAGGGGAACUGAUGUUCCUAUUGAUAAGCCCUUUCCUCCCCAACUAUCUAGUGGGUCUGGGUCGCCCAAUCAUCCUAUUCCCAAUGCAGAUUAUGCACCAUCUCCUUGCCAUGAACCUGAAUCAAAUCUCACGAAGUCUAAACAUGUUAGUGAUCUGUCUAGGUCUGUUGGGGAUCCCUCGAAGAUUUUUGUAGCUCCUAAAAGCCUGGUUGGUACUGCUGAUAAGAAAGAACAUCUGACUGAAAAAAAAGACAAGAAUUUUGUUUCUUCAGUUGUAAAAAAGAUGGUGUAUGUAAAGCGCAAGUCAAAUCAGUUGGUUGCUACUUCAAAACCCUGUAAUUUAUCAACUAAAAAUAUGGAGACUACUUGUUCCUUGGCCUCCGAUGGCUAUUACAAGAGGAAAAAGAAUCAGUUGAUCAGGGCAUCAUCAGAAUGUCAGAAGAAGCAGACUUCACUCCCCACCGAAGAUAUUUUGAACCCAGGAGGUCCAAGCUCUUAUGGGGAUGGAGAUGCUAGAAGUUUUGAUAAGAGACAACAAUAUAAAGCUGUAGUGAAAACAUAUAGGCCGUCAAAGUCCUCUUUGGUAUGGACACUUCGCAGUUCUGUUGCUCCAGGAAUUGUUGGUGGUAAUUUGCAGAAUCAUAAGAUGGCUCCUCGUCUUUUUCCUUGGAAAAGAUCACAUUGGCAGACCUUCAAGCUAAACGCUUCUACUCAGAGAAACAGCUCUUUCUCUAUUGUCAGAAAAUUGUUGCUGAUGAGGAACAGGAACACAGUUUAUAAAAGAUCAAAACAUGGAUUUUCACUUAGAAAAUCCAAGGUACUAAGUAUUGGCAGGUCUAGUUUAAAGUGGUCCAAAUCCAUUGAAAAGCACUCAAAGAAAGCUAAUGAGGAAGCUACGAGGGCAGUUGCUGAUGUCGAAAGGAAGAAAAGGGAGCGUAAUUUGGAUGCAUCUAUUUCCUCUGAUGCUCCGGGUGGAAAUCAGUUCUCCUAUGACCAAGCAUCUGGUUCUACUACUCUGCAACCAAAAAAGAGUGCUAAGAAAUUUUUUAUUCCACGGAGUCUAAUGAUUGGAAAUGACGAAUAUGUUAAGAUUGGAAAUGGCAAUCAAUUAGUCAGAAAUACAAAAAGACGAGCACGCAUAUUGGCAAAUGAGAAAAUUCGAUGGAGUUUGCACACUGCAAGACAGCGUCUGGCUAAGAAGCGGAAGUACUGUCAAUUUUUCACAAGAUUUGGCAAGUGUAACAAAGAAGGUGGCAAGUGCCCUUAUAUUCACGACACUUCCAAGAUUGUAGUCUGCACAAAAUUUCUUAAUGGUUUAUGCUCUAACGCAAGCUGCAAAUUGACUCAUAAGGUCAUUCCAGAAAGGAUGCCUGAUUGUUCAUACUUUUUACAGGGUUUAUGCAGCAGCAAAAAUUGUGCUUAUAGACAUGUAAAUGUGAACUCAAAGGCCCCUACUUGCCAGGCUUUUCUCAGGGGUUAUUGUGCUCUUGGUAACGAGUGCCGUAAGAAGCACAGUUAUGUAUGCCCCUUGUUCGAAGCAACAGGUACAUGUCCUGAUAGACCCAAGUGCAAACUUCACCAUCCUAAAAGACAAACUAAAGGAAGAAAAAGGAAACGAUCAGAAGGGAAGAAUAACGAUCAAGGACGGUACUUUGGUUCUAAGAAAUACGAUGUUUCUGGGUCGAGAAUGGUGGUGAGUGAGAAGCAUCCUGUUAAGUUGAGUGACCCUUUUCCUGAAAAAGAUCUGGCAGAUUAUAUCAGCCUUGAUGUUUCUAGUGAUGAAGAGAUUGCAGAAAGCCCCGACUCAACGAGCUUGAGUACGUCCUUUUGCGAAGGUUACCUCUCAGAGUUACUACUAAACAAUCCCGACAAGCUAAUCAAACCAGUUCGGAUAAUGACCGAGAAUCUGACGAUGCAAUCGCUGGCAAACUGAGCUGCCUGCUGCUGAUUCUGUGCCAGGUUUGUGUCCAAUCUCUCACCACUACAGUUUAGUUUAGUGUAUACCUGCUCUGCCAAUAUCUGUAACACACAAUCACAGUUUAGGUUCUUUAGUAUAUAGCUUUUAGUUUUUCUUCUCAGUGCAGAAUUGUGAAAAACUUCCCUUCUGCCAUUACUGUAAAUCAACAUUUUAAUGUGAAAGGAAUGAAAUGAUUUUAUUAGAAGUGGAUGCGAUAA
Molecule: messenger RNA, 6736 nt
Organism: Cucurbita moschata (crookneck pumpkin)
Lineage: Eukaryota; Viridiplantae; Streptophyta; Magnoliopsida; Cucurbitales; Cucurbitaceae
Exons: 9
Coding region: 135-6494 (2119 amino acids)
Cellular component (GO): nucleus
Molecular function (GO): metal ion binding
Source: RefSeq, a predicted model, not a curated record